AUGGAUAGGGGAUUCGAAUCCCAACGCGGGAGAUGGUCAGUCGUUAGCCGGCUGCUUCACUCAUCAUAUUGGCCCACCAUACUUGAUUCAGAUACCGCCGCCAGCACAGGCGUCAGCAAGAGAAUCCUCACCUAUUCCUGGCUUCAGUUGAUCGCAGCUGUCCUAGUAUCAAUUACCGGUAUCGUCACCCCUCUUGGCCUCUACGACACGAUCGGUCCCCAAGACAACCCCACAGAUGUUCUCUUUCACUACGCACCCGAUACAUCAGCAUUUGGAAAGGCAACCCCUAGUAGGGAUGGAUAUAAAUCACUUCGGAUAUGCUAUGCCGAUGAGGAUCCCGAUACCCCAGAAGGCUGCCCCGGCGCACCGCCGAAUCGCGCCGACAUGGAAGACAUCACUGAAGCGUAUUCCGUUUGGCCUAGCAGUGUCAGCUUAUUUACGAGCGGAAACGUGUCAGCGACAGUCUCCAGUGUGUUUGAUGUCCAGUGGCGGUCGUUCCGUUCAUCAACGCAGAUAGUACCAGGCGCUAGCGCUACAGGGAGUGUAUUUUCUCAGGGCUAUUAUCGACAGAUCUCUCAACUAAUUUUGGAUGAAGACCUGUUGGCUGUCGAGGGUUUGAUUGUGGAUAGCAAGGCUGGACGUAUUGGUUUCCGUAACCAUACUAUCCCUUCGACUUUGCCAAUGGGAGCUGAGUGGACAGAGGAUAUCCUAUUCAUCGAACCUGAAACUCGCUGUGUCGACACAAAUUUGACAGUGGAUUACAACUACGAUCCCCAGGCACAAUAUAGCAGCUACAGUACCGACGACAUCUAUAACACCGAUCUUCGGAAUCUGGCUCUAGUUGAUCGCGGUGGCUUCGUUAAUCUAUCCCAUGAAAGGUACAGUAUCGAUGCUAGCAAUUUUCAGGAGGAUGCUGCACUGUACGAGCGUGCCUACAACGCUGCAUGGAGACACAACAUGCUCAUAAUGCAGUACUUCAACGUGACAACUAACGGUUCAGACGGAAGGGCACCAUUCGCAUAUAUGCACUCAGAAAUGGGAAAGAGGUUCAGUCUGGCAAACAUGUCUAGUAUAAUCGUCGAGCCGAUGACUGUCCAAACAGACUCCGGGUACGGUAGUUUCCUCGACGUCCCAGACGGCUUUACCUUGUCAGGAAACUUCUCGAGUGGACAGCCCGAGAACCCGUUGAACCUCAGCACAUAUGACGUCUACGCCAUCGGCAGUGAAGCCUGUCACUACCCCUCCGAUAAGGCUCUCUCGAACAUGUCAUUCGUCGGUGUGGCCUGUGGUACUGUGUUUGCCGCUCCUCGUAGACUCGACGGUGAUUCGCUCAUUCCAGACACAAAUAGCACCUGGAGCACCCCGCUAUACUCCUGCGCGGCGGCAACUAAGGCAGCUGUUCGAGAGGUCACUUUCCGGUUCAACGGUACCGGAGGGCUAGACAAGUUAGUCAUCCAGAGCAUCAACGAAAAGAAGUACAAAGACCCUUCCGAGCUUCCACUCUGGGGUGUCGAACGACUGAAGAACCACACACUACAAAACGUAAGACCCUUAUGGGGUCUUGUCUCACCAGAAGUCGGCGCUCGCGACGACAUCUCCACAGUACAACGAGACUACCUGUGGCUACCCGGCUACGCAGACCUCCUCACAUCUGACACCAUAGCCGGCGAGCCAAGCAUGCCCGGAAACCUGUUCUACACACAGAGACUCCUCUCACUAUUCGACAUUGCAACCCUCAACCAAGCCACCUCUCGAUACACAGGAUCCGGCGACCUGGCUUUAUACAACCGCUGGUUCGAACUAUCCUCCUCCGCCAGCGGCGUCGAGAAAAUGCUCGGGCUGAUAUGGACCGACAUGACCGCCAAUACCGUUGUCGGGACACGUGGCUGGCAUAAUGCUCCAAGCCAAACCUCCAAGAAUAGUAAGAGGAUGUCAAAGCGAGAUGUGGGAGGGGUAAGCGUGCCGGUAACACUGUGGUCGCGGAACAUCAAAUAUCACAUUCCUUACGCGAUCCCGGCGUUUAUAGUGCUGGCUCUUUCCAUUGCGCUUGCGGGUUUUACCAUCUGCCUUCUUAUUCUACGGCGUACCGGGCUAGGACAGAUGCGGUCUUACCUUGCUCGUACCUCGCCUGGUAGGAUACUUGGAAGUGCGCUGCAUCCAGAUCAGGCGGGUGUUCUUGCUUCCACAAAGACCUGGAUUCAGCAGGUGGGUGUGCGGAAGGCCACUCUGCCGGGGCAGAAGGAGGAUGGUACGAUUCCGUUGUUGGAUAUACCUGCUGCUGGCGAAGAAGGGGUUCGAGAUCGGAAGUAA
This is a messenger RNA of Aspergillus niger, 2310 nucleotides long. RefSeq lists its product as hypothetical. Lineage: Eukaryota; Fungi; Ascomycota; Eurotiomycetes; Eurotiales; Aspergillaceae. The transcript is spliced from 2 exons. The coding region runs from base 1 to 2310 and encodes 769 amino acids. The record is from RefSeq and is a predicted model, not a curated record.